Messenger RNA from Gadus macrocephalus (Pacific cod), 1565 nucleotides. It is a transcript of the gene txndc9, whose product is annotated as thioredoxin domain containing 9. The coding region runs from base 219 to 890 and encodes 223 amino acids. Gene Ontology annotation, biological process: microtubule cytoskeleton organization. The transcript is spliced from 5 exons. NCBI's taxonomy places the organism in Eukaryota, Metazoa, Chordata, Actinopteri, Gadiformes, Gadidae. Gene Ontology annotation, cellular component: cytoplasm. The record is from RefSeq and is a predicted model, not a curated record.
CGACGAAGACGUAUCGCAGCAACUAGUCGGUGAAGUCUGCGGCGUCUGUCUGCUCUAGUUUACAGUUCUAUGCUCUAGUGGAGUAGUUGACAGCGCCCCUCCUACAAGCAUUGGCGGCGCAACAUCCGACUUUACAGCAUCGUGAACAAUAACGAGUAUCGUUUACUGCCUGCUUUAAUUGACAUUUAGUGCCACGCUUCUUCACAAACGUUACAACCAUGGCAGGUGGACAGACCAUGGAUAUACUAGCAAAGGUGCUUGAGCAGUCAGCCAAGUUGAUGGAGGAGAAGGUGGAUGAGCAGUUGAACAAGCUGGAUCGUAUGGAUGACGACGAACUGGAUAAACUGAAGGAAAGGAGACUGGAGGCACUCAAAAAAGCUCAGAAACAGAAGCAGGACUGGCUGUCCAAAGGCCAUGGCGAAUACAGAGAAAUACCCAGCGAGAAAGACUUUUUUGGGGAGGUAAAGGAGAGCAAGAAUGUGGUCUGCCAUUUCUACAGAGACUCCACCUUCAGAUGUAAAAUUGUCGACAAGCACCUUGCCAUCUUGGCCAAGAAGCAUGUUGAAACAAAAUUUAUCAAGCUGAAUGUGGAGAAGGCCCCCUUCUUGUCUGAGAGGCUGCAUAUCAAGGUGAUCCCCACCAUGGCCCUGCUGAUAGAUGGGAUAACCAAGGACUUCAUUGUCGGCUUCGGUGAUCUUGGAAACACAGAUGAGUUCUCCACAGAGAUGCUGGAGUGGAGACUUGGCUGCACAGAUGUUAUUAAUUACAGUGGUAAUCGCAUGGAGCCUCCUUCAAUGACAAAGAGACCAGGAACAAAGUUCACAAAGGUGGAGAAGAAGACCAUAAGAGGGAAAGGUUACGACUCUGACUCUGAUUCUGAAGAUGACUGAAUACCACAUUCUCCCUCUUUCCUCCAAUAUCAUGCUCUCCCUCUCAGGGGACAUCACCAUUAUAAAGACAGCGUUUGUAUUUCAUGACCUUUAUUACUACCUUGAUUUAUUCAUUGUUUACGUCUUUCCUUUCCUUAAACAUCUUUCCUUUUCCUUUCACCCCUUUUUGGUUUACAUAUAUUUUUUUUUACAUUCAUCUUUCAAAUGGUUGUAGAAGUCAACCAAAUUCUAUAGAAAAUGUAAGGGUAAAGGAUUUCUCCCUGAUGGUGUUGGUUUUCUUGGUUGGUGGAACAAGUCAAGAACCUUAUGAUAUUCUCCUAACUUAUUGCAAUCCCACCAUGGUAUUGAUUAAAUUAUUUUGGCUUUAUCUGUGCAUGCAGUUAAAGAUGCAGAAGUACUUUUGGAGUUCGGCUUAUUCAGUGCAAAUUACAUUUCAGGCAAUAUUCAAGUGAUUGUGUACCCAAAAUGUAUUUUGUAUAAUUUGGACCCCUAUUUGAACAAAGGAUUAAUGGGUGACUGUGAAAAACCAAACCCCCUCAGUGCCAAUAUGCGACGCAAAAACCUUCAUGUGAAAAAAAAUAAACAAGGACAUGGGUUCCAUUGCAUGUCUGAGAAAGCUUAUUCAUGUUAGGAGUUGAUAAUUAUCCAUCUGCUUAAUAAAAGGCUAAAACUUGA